GGCUGCAGACUGAAGUGUUCUCAUUUCUGCCAAGCUAGUAGCUUUGCGUCGUAUAUACACAGUGACGAUUGGAGAUGUUUUAUUCAGGGCUUCUCACAGAAGGCAGUAGGAAAGAGAUGGAAAUGCGAGAGACGGCUUCUCUGCGACAGCAACGGAGAACCAAGCAGGCAGUCCAGUUUAUGCACAAGGAUUCUGCAGAUUUGCUUCCUUUAGAUGGACUGAAGAAACUGGGCACCUCCAAGGAAACCCAACCACACAACAUUCUGCAGAGGCGGUUACUGGAAACGAAUUUCUCCAAGUUUCGAGGAAACAAUUGUGGAACAAGAAUCCCGAAUAACGGUAUCUCAGUGCAAAGCUAUGGGUUUCAUCAGGGCAGAGAGCAGAGCCUAACAACAAGCGAGGAAGAAGACCUGAUAUGUGUGUGCUGUAAGUGUGCUGGAAAGGAGAUCAAAAUUGUAAUUGACACAGGCUGCCGAUUCAACCUCAUUACUACAGCCUGCCUUGAUAGAUUUGGUCUGAAGGAACUUGUCAAGAUAAACGAGACUGAAGCAGAGACAAUCCCUUUCCCACAUAACUUAAAACCAGUGGGUCAGAUUGAAACGCUCCCUCUCAUGAUUGGGCAGCUAAAGGUGGACUGCUCAGCAGUUGUUGUGGAGAAUGAUGUUGAAUGUAUGUCUCUGGGGUUUAGAACAUUGCGAUCCCUGAAGUGUGUAAUAGACAUGAACAAGCGACACCUAGUUCUGGGCACACGGGAAAGGGAGCAAGUUCCAUUUUCUGAUAGUAAAAGUGAAAAUGAAAGCUCUCCUGAAGUGUGAAGGAUCUAAUCUUCUCAGCAAGUUAGAUAGCAUACGUUACCCGUGGCUGCCCAAUUCCUGUAAAUUUGACAGCUACUGUACAUGGGAGCUUAAUUAGAUUUUGCACAACCAGGGCAUGAAAUGGCUGGCUGCCUCCUUGACCUGACAAGCCCAGUUUUGAUCUAGGGAAGGUUAACUCCUCAAUUUGGCAUAAUUAAAUCAUAUAAUGUGGUCAUAACAUUUACAUAAAGUAGAAAUUUGAAGAACGUAGCUACCAAUGAGCCACAGAAAUGCACAACAUUUAAUAAUGACAAUGUCAGAUAAACUCUUUCAUGCCCUGUGAUGUGUCACAGUUUAGUGUGCUUAAACUGUGCAGUACAUUUCUCAAGAUCUCAAUGGUUAUGCUGCUUCUAGCAGUUUCUGCAGUUUUUAAAAUAUGUUCAUACAUUUUAAUGCAAGACUAUAUAUACGGUAUCAAUCAUACUAGCUAACUUAACUUUGAUAAGUAACAACUUUGCAGAUUAUAUGUGGCUUGUUUUAAACACCUUCAUUAAAGGUUACUGUUAAUUUGAUCAGAAUAAAAAUGAAGUGAAAACAAUUACACAUUUGCAAACAGUCUUUAAGUUUUAAUUAACACCAUUUCCAGAUUAUGAACAUGUAUCAUUCAUUGAAGUACUACAGACCUGUGUUAUUUACCUCUUGCUUAUCUUAUAGAUAGCUGGAAAUCCAUCUGUGCCCUAUGUUUUGCUAUGUCUUGUAGAGAUUAUGAAGAGCCAACAAGCACAACAUUGUUGUUGUAGACAAGGAUAUGGACCUGAGUGUAAAAAAAAAAACAAAACAUAUAUAUAUAUACUUUUACAAAAUGCCAAUAAAGUAGAAGAGUACAACAUUUUAAAUGUAAUUUGUGAGCAUAAUGUAGAAACAAUUUCACUGCUAUGUAGUAUUUACUGCUGCAGUCACCUUUUAGCUGUUCUUCAACAGAUUUUGUUUGAUGUCUUAAAAAUAAUACCAGCUCAACCUUUCCGACUAGUGCCUGUCCUUUUUAUUAUUUAGAGACUGUUAUUUACUUGAGUAUUAGGUGCUGUAUUUUAGUAGCAUUUGCGCAUGUGGCACUUUGUAUUAGUUUUAAUAGCAAUCUGUUUUUUUUUGUGAACUGCGUGCAUUUUGAUAGCCUAACUUUUAUGUUACAGAUUUGUGGUAAAUGUAGAUAUGUUGUUAUAAAAAAAAGUAGUUGUUUCUGUAUGAACCAAAGUGCAAUCGAAGGUCAGUUUACAAAUAUUUUUUACAUCUGUGAUAAUAGGUGAAUAUUUUUUCAGAGUUAGAUCAGCAGUAACAUGGGUCUUUGAUCUUUGUACGUAGCUGCCUAGUUUUUAACUUUCUAUUUAAAUGAAAGCAGUAUGAUUAUCAUUACUGUUCUAUACUGUUAUAAGGAGCCUGUAUAUUUGAAAUAAAAUACAUGUUUAGA
Acipenser ruthenus (sterlet) is the source of this 2259-nucleotide messenger RNA. RefSeq names its product nuclear receptor-interacting protein 3-like. The transcript is spliced from 7 exons. The record is from RefSeq and is a predicted model, not a curated record. Gene Ontology annotation, biological process: proteolysis. Gene Ontology annotation, molecular function: aspartic-type endopeptidase activity. The coding region runs from base 75 to 815 and encodes 246 amino acids. Lineage: Eukaryota; Metazoa; Chordata; Actinopteri; Acipenseriformes; Acipenseridae.